AGCGCAAGGUGAAACACAGUCUAGUUGAGAACCAUUGCUGAUUCGUCAGGCUAUGAGUAAGGUGCCGAUUCGGAGCUUGCCGGAGAGUCAGCACCAAGCGUCCAACUGAGCGAAGACGCCUGGUCCUUACCGUUUUUCUCUUAUCGCUAUCCGAUUAUUAGUAUCCACACAUCAUACCCAUAGCACAGUUCCUUACUUUCACCAACUUAAUCACUCUCUUACAUCCAUAAGACCUCGAACGCAUUCAUUUCUUUCUUAAUACACUCAAGUAUACGCGCUCAAUCCUCUCGUCGCCACCAAUGACUCACCAACACCUAAACCUCCAACUCCUGAGUUCUUCAUCGCCUCAAGCCAGCUCUUCAGGCCCAACUGCACCACCUGAGGUUUUUCCUCCAACGGAACCAACGGAAAUCCCAGCAGACCAGGGACGAAGUACAGCACGGCCCAGGGCAGCGGCAACAAGGCACUCUGCCAGAAUCGCCAGCGUAGGCGCCGACGCCGAGGACACAUCACCAACCCAAGGCAGCACGUCUCGAACGACACCUCUGCCCGGCGUGCCAGCAAAGUCAACGACCAAGCUGGCAGCCAAGCCGUCAGCCAAGCAGGCGGCUCAUCAGGAAAAUGCAAAAUCUAUGGCCAUCUCGCGAGAUCCAGAAGUCUACCCAGAGCCUGAUCAAACACCCCCAGUCAACAUACCAGACGCCCCAAGUCCUCAGGCUCACCCAGCCCCGGCACCUGUGCAACAAGCAGUAGACAUAGCGGCGUUGCUUGCACACAUAGCGCAGCUAGAGCAAGAGCAAACAGCCAGGGCCACGCAGCCAGCGGAACCCUCCAGCAGGACAAUUCCCCCCACGCUUUUCGUUUCGCCAGAAGAAGUCGAGAAAGCAAGAGCCGCCGUCGUAGCAGCCAGGAAGGACGAAUCCAAAGUCACCCUCCCAGAGAUAGUGCCAGGAUUCAAAGCGAACCCCCUCGACACCGGUGAGAUUCCUUUACCUUUCAUCUCCCCAUCCGAUAGUUCCCCUCUUGUUUCAACACUGCAUUUCACGCACACCGAGGGCAAUGUUCAGCGCCUUGGGUCCCUACCCCCCAACAACCCAAGGCGCGCAGACGCAUUUGCGCGCUCGCAUGCACUCGUUUUGUCACCGUCGCUGAGCUAA
Messenger RNA from Suillus clintonianus, 1157 nucleotides. RefSeq lists its product as uncharacterized. The record is from RefSeq and is a predicted model, not a curated record. NCBI's taxonomy places the organism in Eukaryota, Fungi, Basidiomycota, Agaricomycetes, Boletales, Suillaceae. The transcript has 3 exons. Bases 300 to 1157 code for a protein of 285 amino acids.